ACGGCCGUCUACAAUCCAAAUGGUAUUGAUCCGGUGAAACUGAACGAGUGGAAAUGCAAACAUGGCACACUGAAGGGUUAUCCGGAUGCGAAAGCAUACGAACCGUUCGACGAGUUGAUCUAUCAGAAAUGUGAUAUCUUUGUACCGGCUGCUUGCGAGAAAACAAUUCACAAAGGAAACGCUGCAAAGAUUCAAGCCAAGGUGAUCGUCGAAGCAGCAAAUGGACCGACAACACCAGCUGCCGAUAAGAUUCUACUGAAACGCGGUAUUCUUUUGGUGCCGGAUUUGUUCGUUAACAGUGGUGGUGUUACGGUAUCAUAUUUCGAAUGGCUGAAAAAUUUGAAUCAUGUCAGCUUCGGCCGAUUGUCAUUCAAAUACGAUAAGGAGAGCAGUUAUGGACUACUCGGAAGUGUGGAGGAAUCACUGAGGAAGAGCGUUGGAAAGGAUAUCAAAAUAAAGCCAUCGGAAGCGUUCCGGAACCAUUUGGAUACUGCAUCCGAGAAAGAUUAUGUGAACUCGGGUCUUGAGUACACAAUGCAACGUUCAGCCAAGCAAGUGAUCGCAACGGCACAUAAAUAUAAUCUUGGACUCGAUUUGCGUACGGCUGCAUAUGCGAAUGCAAUCGAGAAGGUUUAUAACACGUACCGAACACUUGGAUUCGCCAACUAA
This is a messenger RNA of Anisakis simplex (herring worm), 669 nucleotides long. The record is from the annotation of a GenBank genome assembly. NCBI's taxonomy places the organism in Eukaryota, Metazoa, Nematoda, Chromadorea, Rhabditida, Anisakidae.